AUGACUGCAGAGAGCCAGGAUCACAGUCUGAAGAUACCAGAUCAUUUCUCACAGGAAGUGAAGAUGGAGCUGCGCGGAGAGGUCCGGCAGGUGACCCUCAGGAGGAGCAAGACCAACGAGGGCUUGGGCUUCAGCAUCCGCGGCGGGUCGGAGCACGGCGUGGGCAUCUACGUGUCCCUGGUGGAGCCGGGCUCCCUAGCCGAGAAGGAAGGGCUGAGGGUGGGAGACCAGAUCCUGACCGUCAACGACAAGCCGCUGGACAAAGUGACCCACGCCGAAGCGGUCAAGGCGCUGAAAGGCUGCAAGAAGUUGAACCUCUCUGUGCAUUCAGUUGGGCGAAUCCCAGGGGGCUAUGUCACCAAUCACAUCUAUUCCUGGGUGGAUCCCCAGGGCCGGAGUGUGUCCCCACCCACAGGCCUGCCACAGCACCAGAGCAACUCUCUGCGGAAGGACAGCGAGAAGAGGAGCCACCUGCAGCUCCUGCAAGAGGGGGAUGAGAAAAAGGUGAACCUGGUGCUGAACGAAGGGAAAUCCCUGGGUCUCAUGAUCCGAGGGGGAGCAGAAUAUUCUCUGGGCAUUUACAUCACUGGCGUGGAUAAAGGCUCCGAAGCAGAAAGCACCGGCUUGAAGGUGGGAGACCAAAUCCUUGAGGUGAAUGGCAGAAGCUUCCUUAACAUUCCCCAUGAUGAGGCAGUGAAGCUCCUGAAGUCAUCACGGCACCUCAUCAUGACUGUGAAAGAUGUUGGGAGGCUGCCUCAUGCCCGUACCACUGUGGAUGAGACCAAGUGGAUAGCCAGCUCCCAAAUCGGAGAGACCUUGGUGAAUUCAACAGGGAUGGCUGGUGAUCACACAGCAGAGGUUUCGGCAAAGCCCAUGUUUUACAGGGGCCUGGCUGGUUCGCAGGUCACCCUGAGCAGCAUGGUGAACCAGACCCGAGUCAUGCUAGAGGAGCAAGCACGGCAUCUACUGAAUGAACAAGAGAGGGCGACCAUGGGCUACUACCUGGACGAGUACAAGGAAAACAACAUCUCUGUGGACUCCCUAGUCAUGGCCCUCUUUGAGUUACUCAAUACACAUGCCAAGUUCUCGCUGCUCUCAGAGGUGAGGGGUGUGAUAUCCCCUCAGGACCUUGAUCGCUUUGAUAACCUGGUUCUGAAGCGGGAGAUCGAAUCCAUGAAGGCCCGGCAGCCCUCUGGCGCUGACUCCUACUCCAUGAUGUCCUACAGUGACACGAUCUCCUCCACCGGUAGCCACUUCACCUCCACCACAGUCAGCUCCGCUCGGGAGCGGCUCUUGUGGCUAAUAGACCUGAUGGAGAAUACAUCAGACCUGGAAGGAAGUGGAGACGGGGUCCAGAGCAGCAUCAAUGCCCUGCCAGACAUUUCCCUGGACGAUGUUUCGUCUUUCCCUGAGGAACCACCCAACUUCAAGCCCCCGCCCCCACCAGUUCCUCAAGCACUGGAUUCUUCUACAGCCCAGCAAAGAAACGCAGCAAAAGAGAAACUCAAGCGGCCUUCCUCUGAUUCUUCUCAGUCAGGCCUCUUCUUUAUGGCCCCCCGAAACCCAACUCCUCCUCCCAGCCACUCCGAAAAGGACACAGCCAGCUUGGCUUCCACUGUGGCCACUUCAUCAACCGAGGAUUCGUCCCUGAGCGCCAUCUAUGCCACCAUUUCUUCUGCCACUGUCAGCUCCAGGAGGCAAAUGGACACCCGUUUGUCCUUGGUCAACCAGCACCCAAUAGGCCCUUUCCCUAGAGUUCAGUCUCCAGCCAGGUUGAAGAGCCCGUCUCCCAAAAGCCACCCUGCCAAUAGCACUUCCCCUCCUCCUCCACCAUCGCACCCAGCCCCUCCUCCUCCAGACAAGGGCAGCCCACAGUCUGCCGCCAACCAGCACUUCAUCAUGGUGGAGGUGCAUCGACCCAACAGCGAGCCAGAUGUGAAUGAAGUGAGAUCCCUGCCCCAAGCCAGAGCCUCCACACUCUCCCAGCUGUCAGACAGUGGACAGACACUCAGUGAGGACAGCGGCGUGGAUAUUGGUGAGGUCGAGGCCAGUGGCAAGGACAGGGGAAGGCAGCAGGUCUCUGUGAAAAGCCGAAGCCCCAAGGAGGCACCAAGGAGCGAUGGGACAGCAGAAGGGACCUCUAAACCGCCUGGCCUCCGUGAGCCCACAUCAUGUCUGAUUCGAGUGGCAAAGAGCGCGCCCACCUUGGGGAUCGCCAUCGAGGGUGGAGCCAACACCCGGCAACCUCUGCCUCGGAUAGUCACCAUACAGCGAGGAGGCUCUGCCCAUAACUGUGGGAAGCUGAAGGUGGGUCACGUGAUCCUGGAGGUAAAUGGCACGACACUGCAUGGGAAGGAGCACCGAGAAGCUGCCCGCAUCAUUGCUGAGGCCUUUAAGACGAAGGAAAAGGACCACAUUGACUUCCUGGUCACAGAGUUCAACAUGGCACUUUAAGGGGGUCCGGCGCCCCCUCCCCCCAAGCUGACCAGGCAGCAGCAUGAGGGAGCCAAGCGGAGAAUUGGGGUCUUGGGGGCACAGACAGGCAUGUUAGUACGUGUGCCCACAUGCAACAGCACAGCACCAGACUCCCCCCCAGAGCCGCACCGCAGCCCCAACCCCCCCAUCCCCACCGCCAGCACACG
Molecule: messenger RNA, 2642 nt
Organism: Alligator sinensis (Chinese alligator)
Lineage: Eukaryota; Metazoa; Chordata; Crocodylia; Alligatoridae
Gene: WHRN
Product: whirlin
Exons: 14
Coding region: 1-2454 (817 amino acids)
Biological process (GO): auditory receptor cell stereocilium organization; sensory perception of sound
Cellular component (GO): cilium; plasma membrane; stereocilia ankle link complex
Molecular function (GO): protein binding
Source: RefSeq, a predicted model, not a curated record